AUGGAAUGCCAAAUCCCCCAGCCCUCUCUGCAGUCCUUUCUCAAGGCCUCGGAAUCGGGUUGCCCUGUCUGUUAUGAGUUCCAGACUUUGAUAGGAGAAGCCCGCCUAGAGAUAUUCUCAGAUUUGUCCACAUUGAACGCGUUUUCGUAUUGGGUAUUGGAACGCGAAGAGGGUGGCGGAUAUAUCCUUAACCUUGCGCUUGAUGACGACUACGACAAGCUCAUCGCAGAUCGCUUAGAGUUGGACCUCGAAGUCCUUCCACCGCAUAUCUAUGAUGGACCAACGGAGAAUAAUUCUCUGUUCGUGGGUGAUAGUACCGCUUCAGACGCAGCAUGGGCUCAAGCAUUCAAAUGGUAUCAAGAGUGUCUUUCCAUGCAUACUGCGUGUAAAUCCAGCAGUCACUAUCUACCAUCAAGACUCCUUGGUCUUUCUGGGGACGACCCAGGGGUUAUCAGGCUGGUAAAUACGAAGGUUGAAGGAAAGGGGAUAGAUUGCUACGCAACACUCAGCCAUUCUUGGGGCGAUGCAAACAUCCUCACACUCCAGUCCUCAACGCUUGAUACGUUCCAGCAGGGCAUCUCUCUCUCGCUACUGCCAAAAACCUUUGUAGAGGCAAUUGCCGUCUCCCGCCGGUUUUCAAUACCUUACCUGUGGAUUGACUCGCUCUGCAUCAUCCAAGACUCUGUAGCUGACUGGCGAGCCGAAGCCAUGUCGAUGGAAGGCGUCUACAGCAACAGCAGGCUCAAUAUCAUGGCUACCGCUUCUCAAAAUAGCCACGAGGGGCUCUUCCGAUCACGCGACCCGAAACACCUCGCACUCUGCAUCGUCGAAUCGCAAUGGAUUGACGCCGCGAACGGCCGAUUCAGUAUAGUGCAAGACGAGAUGUGGCAGACAGAGAUGACGGACGCGCCUCUAAACCAGCGAGGCUGGGUCCUGCAGGAACGCAUCCUACCGCCGCGCGCCCUCCACUACGGCCAGCACCAGCUACUCUGGGAAUGCAGGGAGUUAGACGCAUGCGAGAAGUAUCCAACAGGUCUGCCAAAAUCACUCCGCAAUGCCUUCACGGGAGUCAAGAUUACCGAUCCAGAGGCCUACCAGCGUUACCACUACGGCUGGCAUUCCGGAGAUAGUGGCAGUAUUGGCAAAGGGGAACGCUUGAAGACAGCAACAGAGUAUGCGUACAUGCUGUGGAGUCGCUGGAUUUUAGUUUACAGCAGCAUGCGGUUCACUCGGUACUCGGACCGGCUCAUCGCAUUUAGCGGGCUCGCUAAUCGGAUGCGGGCCAUCCUCCGAGAUGAAUACCUCGCGGGGCUAUGGCAGUCCAGGUUUGUCGACGAGCUGCUGUGGUUUACCUUAAAUGAUGACUCGUUCGAGGGCGAGUCCAGGCCUUACCGGCCGCCAGACGGCGGUGCACCUAGCUGGUCAUGGGCGUCCGUGACCGGAAAUGUCUUCGCUGGCAGAACCUUAGAGUCUACCGGCAAGGUCUACCACCUUGAUCUGAAAGCGGUCAAUGUGACGCCGGUUUCCGGGAGAGAUGGAGACGAUAACAACAAUGACACAGGCGCUAUAUUGGACGGCCAGGUCCGGAUAAAAGGAUUUCUCAAGCGAGGAACCCUACUCAAAAAUGUAUAUCACAUGCCAGAAGAAGACUAUGAGGCUCCUGCGACGGUGUAUCGUGUUGAGGUCGAUGGGAUAGAACCAUUUUUCGCAUUCGUCGACGAACCCAUGGUGGAUCGGGACACAAUGAAGAUUGUCGUCCUCCCUGUGCUUACGAAUCUGGGGGACUCGGACUCGGAUUCGGAUUCGAAGGAAAAAACGCUGCAUGCAUUGCUGCUUCGGAGGCCAGCCGGGUUGCCUAGAGGGUUCUAUGCGAGGGUAGGCUAUGUGUCCGGAAUAGAAAAGAAAUUCUCUGGCAGCCAGCUGUGUGACUUCUUUCACGACUACCAGACUGCUACCUCCACCCAAGGAAAGGGAGGAGGCGGUGCGGGGCUUCGAAAUUCGCUGCGAAAGCUGGUUCGGGCAAAAGAGCCAAGUAAAUCAGGAGGCUCGUGGCCAAAGCUGGGAGACGAAAAGCUGUAUCUUUCAGGUGCCUAUGGGGAGGUCAUCAUCGUUUGA
This is a messenger RNA of Penicillium longicatenatum, 2115 nucleotides long. RefSeq names its product HET domain-containing protein. The record is from RefSeq and is a predicted model, not a curated record. Lineage: Eukaryota; Fungi; Ascomycota; Eurotiomycetes; Eurotiales; Aspergillaceae. The coding region runs from base 1 to 2115 and encodes 704 amino acids. The transcript is spliced from 2 exons.